AUGUCUGCUGAAGGUGACGUCAAUCCCAAAGCCUAUCCAUUGGCUGACGCAAAGCUUACCAAAGAUAUUCUGGAACUUGUUCAUCAAGCACACAACUACCGUCAACUACGCAAAGGUGCCAACGAAGCAACAAAAACACUUAAUCGUGGUAAAUCGGAAUUGAUCAUUAUGGCUGCUGAUACAACACCGAUUGAAAUUUUGAUGCAUUUACCAUUAUUAUGUGAAGAUAAGAACGUUCCGUAUGUAUUUGUACGAAGCAAACAAGCCUUAGGUCGGGCCUGUGGAGUUACGCGUCCAGUGAUUAGUGCAAGUAUCACGGUUAAUGAAGGUUCACAAUUGAAACCGCAAAUUCAAACAUUAAAACAAAAUAUUGAGAAAUUGUUUACAUAA
This is a messenger RNA of Adineta ricciae, 390 nucleotides long. The record is from the annotation of a GenBank genome assembly. NCBI's taxonomy places the organism in Eukaryota, Metazoa, Rotifera, Eurotatoria, Adinetida, Adinetidae.